Messenger RNA from Formica exsecta, 960 nucleotides. Its product is annotated as lamin Dm0-like. NCBI's taxonomy places the organism in Eukaryota, Metazoa, Arthropoda, Insecta, Hymenoptera, Formicidae. The transcript has 2 exons. Bases 111 to 431 code for a protein of 106 amino acids. The record is from RefSeq and is a predicted model, not a curated record.
CCGCUUGAGACCGCUCGAGAGGAAGGCCACGUUUUCUUCAACAGCGAUAUUGAUCAAGUCUAGCAAGAAGACGGCGGCUGCGGCUAAUUUCAACGAUCCGGCUAUGUUACAUGGAGAAAGUGCGUUACCUCGAGUCGGAGCGAUCCCACCCGGGACUUAAGGUACCUUCGACUCGAGGUAACGCAUCUUUUCAAAGUAACGCGAAUCAUCAUUCGGGAGAUGUCCAACAUGGCCACGUACGAGGUCCCGGCAUGGGCUUUUCUGGUAGUCUCGUCGUGCAGCUUUCGCGUGUGCAGCGAAAGCUGCACGACGAGACGGCCAGGGAACCCACCAAGCUCGAGAUCGACGCCAAACGCCAAGAUGAUAACGAAAAUCUCAAGAGCAAAUUAGAGAAGAAAACAAAGGACGCAGAUAGCAGAAAAGAAAAUUGAUCGAUUAAAAGCAUUGUUCGGAAACAGGAACAUAUUGAUCGUGUAAUUCUUGUAGCUGCAGAGUAUCCUCUUGUGCUGUGUUCCGAUUCCCCACCCGAGUGCACCCGAUAUUAUAGUAUACGUGACAUAUACUAUAAUAUCGGGUGCACUCGGGUGGGGAAUCGGAACACAGCCCUGGAGGAGGACAGAUACUCUGCAGCUACAAGAAUUACGCGAUCAAUAUGAGGCGCAGAUGCUAAUCGAGAAGAGAUUGAACUUUUAUAUGAAAAUAAAAUGAACAACAUAGCAUAGCAUAGCAGUCGAAGAAUUAAGAUAAAUAACGCUCUAGAAUCAAAGCGGCCUACAAUGCACGAAUCAAGUUGAAUCAAGUAACUUGAUUCGUGCAUUAUAGGCCGCUUCGAUUCUAUUCUCGAUCUUCGUUUCCGUAAGUUACGAGCGAAAAGAUAUAAUGUAAAUAGAUGAUAUUAAUUAUGUUAAGAAUAUUUGUAGACUUAAGGGGAAGCAAUAAAUAUUUAUUCAUUUAUUCAAA